Messenger RNA from Fundulus heteroclitus (mummichog), 1770 nucleotides. RefSeq names its product olfactory receptor 6N2. Gene Ontology annotation, molecular function: olfactory receptor activity; G protein-coupled receptor activity. The record is from RefSeq and is a predicted model, not a curated record. Gene Ontology annotation, biological process: G protein-coupled receptor signaling pathway. Gene Ontology annotation, cellular component: membrane. The transcript has a single exon. Lineage: Eukaryota; Metazoa; Chordata; Actinopteri; Cyprinodontiformes; Fundulidae. Bases 63 to 989 code for a protein of 308 amino acids.
CUUACUUUUGUGAAGCAUAUUGUCCUUGUGCUAUUUAUUUAUUAACUACCUUGUUGACUGAAAUGAAUGUAACAUACAUCACUCUUGAUGGCUAUGUGGAGGUUGAAAAAUACAGAUAUGUUUACUUUGUUGUCAUGUUUACAAGUUACCUUUUGAUCCUGUCCAGCAAUACUACAGUUGUUUGCGUGAUUGUGAUUCAAAAAAACCUCCAUGAGCCUAUGUAUAUUUUUAUUGCUGCUUUGUUAAUUAACACAAUGCUUUACAGCACUGCUGUCUACCCAAAGCUGUUGAUAGACUUUUUAUCUGAAAAACAGAUUAUAUCUUUUCCGGUCUGUCUCUUCCAGAGUUUUUUAUUCUAUUCUUUAAGUUGUUCUGAAUUCUUACUGUUAACAGCCAUGGCUUAUGACAGAUAUGUGUCCAUAUGUAAACCUCUGCAAUAUCCAACCAUUAUGAGAAAAACACUAGUGAAUAUUUUGCUUUUUUUAGCUUGGCUUGUACCUGCUUGUUAUGUUCUUGUGCCAUUCAUUGGAUUUGCCAAUUUAAAACGCUGUAGCCUUACUUUGAAAGGCAUUUUUUGCAACAAUUCAAUGAUUUAUCUUUUCUGUGUGGUUUCAAGGGCAAUAUUGGUUUAUGGUGUAGUGGUUCUAUUCAAUCUCAGUCUUCUUCCGAUGCUUUUUAUACUAUUCAGUUACACAAUGAUACUUAUAGUAGCUUACAGAAGUUGUGGUGAAGUCAGGAAAAAAGCAGCACAGACGUGUUUACCUCACCUGUUGGUUUUAAUCAACUAUUCUUUCUUGCUUACUUAUGAUGCAAUUAUAGUUAGACUAGAAUCUGAUAUUUCAAAGACAGUGCGUUUUGGAAUGACAAUGCAAAUAAUAAUGUGUAGUCCUCUUUUUAAUCCAAUCGCUUAUGGACUUAAAAUGAAAGAAAUUUAUAAACACCUUAGAAGGAUAUUCUAUCAUGUUAUGGGAAAGCAAUUGCUUAAUUAGGCUUUUGUUGUUUAUGUCAUUGGAUUUAUACCUUUUGUUUGUUUCCCACCUAGUUUACUUGGUAAUGGCUGUCGCUGGUGGGAUUUCAUUUGGAGACUUUUGAAAAAGUAUAGCUAAACAUUGGCUGUCAAUACUAGAAUAUUACUAAUCCGAUGCUUCAAAGAAUAAUUUAAUUUAUGCACAGAACAGUUUUAUUUGCUUUAGUCACUGUGUUUCAAGGAUAUUUUUCCAAAUGCUGUACUGCUUUUAAUAACACUUAAAAUAUCAAUGUAAUCUUUGUAAUUUAAUCUCAUACAGCCUUAAAAUGAAAGAAAUCUCAUAACAGCUCAAAUAGUUGUUCUAUAAAACUAAAGAAAGGCUAUGCUGCUGUGAAAUUGUCCAUUUGCCUUUUAUUGUGAAAACACUUUUCUUUAAACUUGUCACAUAUUUUAUUCACAAUUCCUAUUCUUGGUGUGAAUCUAUGUAGGGAUAUUUUAUUAAGUACAGAGAAAAAGCAUAGUCGCCAAAACCAAAAAUAUCAGAAACUGUCUUCUCAGAUUACUCAUAUUUACAUUCAAUAUUUGUAUUAAACUGUGUCUUGCAAAAACUCCUGAAUGUUUUCAAACUUUGUUGUAAAAGUUUUCAAACUUUGUUGUAUUUUAGUAGUAUCUGAUCUGGUAGACCACCACAAAUUAGUUUAGAAUUAUGACAUGGUAAGAAAAUACAUUGUGGUUUUCUGUCAGGAUCCCAGUGGUGUAAUAAAUCAUGGUAGCUCCCUGGGGAUCCUGCAGUCUGUGGUUAC